AUGGAUAGCGGAGAGGAAGCGGCGGUGGAGAAAGAGGAGAGAACCGACGCCACGACGCUUGAUCGGUGGCCCACUCGCUCGCGCAGCACCUCCUCUGCCCUCUGCGUCACCUCUCUCUAUGACCUGAGCUGCCCCCCGUCCGACCUGACCCCCGCCGGCUGCUCGGCUCUGCUCUGCACGCUGCUCGGGGCCGUGGUGAUCACGGUGGCCGGUAACCUCUUCAUCGUCCUCUCCAUCCUCUUCUUCAGGCAGCUCCAAUCUCGCUCCAAUGUCCUGGUGGCGUCUCUGGCAGUCGCCGAUCUCCUGGUCGGCCUCCUGAUCAUGCCCUUCAGCGCCGCACGCACCGCCUACAACUGCUGGUUCUACGGCGACCUCUUCUGCCGCCUUCACACGUGGCUCGACUUCUCCACCUGCACCUCCUCCAUCGCCAACCUAGCGUGCAUCUCCCUCGAACGCUACGCAUCCAUCGCGGAGCCCCUUCGUUACCGCCAGAUGGUGACGCCGCGUGUCCUGGCCGCCAUGCUGCUCCUGUCAUGGUCCGGCCUCCCCCUGUACGGCGCCACCUUCAUGCUGGGCUGGAACCUCGUGGGCAUCAAGCGCCAGGUGGCCGAGUCGAGCUGCCGCCACGACUGCCGCGUCUACAUGAACCCGGCGUCGACCGCCACGAAUGUCCUGGUGGCCUACGUGAUGCCGAUGCUGCUGAUGAUCGUGGCGAACGCGAAGAUUCACCGCCUCGCCCGGGCCCAGGCGAGAAGGAUCGAGGGUUCGGCGAUGGUCUCGGGGCGGGACGACCGUGCCUCGACGAAGCGGGAACACAACGCGACCCGGACGCUCGGCAUCAUCACGGGCGCAUUCAUUCUGCUCUGGAUGCCAUACUUCAUCUUGGUGGCGAGCGAGCCACUGCUGGGCUACGGGACGAGCCGAGCCGCCUGGGAGGUGGUGUGCUGGCUUCCUUACCUCAACUCGGCCGUCAACCCGGUCCUGCUGAUGGUCUUCAACCGCUCGUUCAAUGGAGCCUUCAGGCUGGCGCUGAAGGGCAGGGUCUUAAAGUCCGGGUGCAGAGGGAUCGACCUGUUUAAUUUCAGGGAUGGGAAUAUGUGA
Lethenteron reissneri (Far Eastern brook lamprey) is the source of this 1101-nucleotide messenger RNA. RefSeq names its product trace amine-associated receptor 7h-like. Gene Ontology annotation, biological process: G protein-coupled receptor signaling pathway. The record is from RefSeq and is a predicted model, not a curated record. Gene Ontology annotation, molecular function: trace-amine receptor activity. Lineage: Eukaryota; Metazoa; Chordata; Hyperoartia; Petromyzontiformes; Petromyzontidae. Gene Ontology annotation, cellular component: membrane.